AUGAGUAAAGGCAUAUGCCAUCGACUUCCUCCAAGCUGGGGGCGCCCCCUCCUGCUCAUUCCCUGGCCAGGCGCAAGGAAGGCCCAGGGAAGAGCAGUGAGGAGCAGCCCUGGAGGGAGGACCAAGGACAGGAAGAACUGCUCUGCUUCGUUGUGGGGAGACAGUGUCCACCUUCCCCGUGGCCCUGGGUUCUGUCCCUGUCUCACAGCUCCCCCUUUUCCAGGCUGGAGCCUUCCCCUGUUGGGCCAGCAGUAUCUGGACAUCCUGACCUCGUGGUACUGCAGCUUCCAAGCCUGCUGCGACAGCGGGGACUGCAGGAUCUCCAACAACUUCACAGGCCUGGAAUGGGACCUGAGUGUGCGACUGCACGGCCAGCAUCUAGCCCGGGAGCUGGUCCUGACGACGGUGAGGGGCUACUUAGAGCUGCCCCGGCCGGACAAGGCCCUGGCUCUGUCGUUCCACGGCUGGUCGGGCACAGGCAAGAACUUCGUGGCUCGGCUGCUGGCAGAGAACCUAUACCGGGAUGGGCUGCGGAGCAACUGUGUCGAGACGUUCAUCGCCACCCUACACUUUCCUCACCCGAAGUAUGUGGACCUGUACAAGGAGAAGCUGGCAAGUCAGGUCAAGGAGACGCAGGAGCGCUGCCCCCAGACCCUGUUCAUUUUUGACGAGGCCGAGAAGCUACAUCCGGGAAUGCUGGAGGCCCUCAGGCCACACCUGGAACUCCAGGCUCCCGAGAACCACAGGGUCGAGUCCCCGAAAACCAUCUUUCUUUUUCUCAGUAACCUUGGUGGCAAUACCAUCAAUGAAGCUGUCCUGACUCUGCUUCAGGCUGGAGGGGCCCGGGAAGAAAUCAGGCUGGACCAGCUGGUGCCCCGGCUCCAGGCCGAGAUGGAGUCCACGGACACUGGCUUUGGCCACAGCUGUCUUGUCAAGGAAAACCUGAUUGACUUCUUCAUCCCCUUCCUGCCCCUGGAGUACCACCACGUGAGGCUGUGCGCACGCGACGCUUUCCUGAGCCAGGGGCUCCCGUACACAGAAGAGGCCCUGGACCAGAUUGCCAAGAUGAUGGUGUAUAUCCCCAAGGAGGAGCAACUCUUCUCUUCUCAGGGCUGCAAAUCUAUUUCCCAGAGAAUUAGCUAUUUCCUGCCUUGAGGGCUCGAGGAAGACUUCCUGCAGCUGCGGGUUUUCCCCCACCAGGACCCUGGGGCCGGUCAGGAGGGCAGGCUGGCCUCCAGCCGUCACUCCCACACACAAAAGGUGUGUAAGAAGGGAAGGCCUUAAAUCAGAAACAGCCAACACUUUAAAUCACUUGGUGCCUUAAAGAGCCACAUUUUAAAAUGUGGGCCAGGUGGUUGGAGACAGCCACAGGCCAGAUGAAUCCCAAGGCCUGGCUAGCAUCUCCGCCCUUGCCUGCAGAGGCCCGGACUUGGGGGUGAGGCCAGAGGUCGCGGGGUCCUCAUUGACAGGGAAGGGAGACUCAAGCUCCGCUUACCAGUGGCCAGGCUGCACCUCGGGUGUGCAGGCACAGGGGCUUAGCUUUCAAGCUGUUCCCAGAGGGAAGCGGAGCAGGUUUGUGUAUGAGCGGAUCAGCAAAGAGCCUCAGGCUGAAGGAAAAAGUACGCAAAAGAAAAUUUUAUAUAUAUAUUUAUAUAUAAAUCAUGUCAGUGGAGAUUAAGAUUUGUACUCUUAGAUUUGAAAGAAUUUAAGCAAGGGGCUUUGACAUGGCUGUGUCACGUGUAAAGAUUAAAAGUUUGUAUUUUUCUAAAA
Messenger RNA from Leptonychotes weddellii (Weddell seal), 1770 nucleotides. Lineage: Eukaryota; Metazoa; Chordata; Mammalia; Carnivora; Phocidae. The record is from RefSeq and is a predicted model, not a curated record.